Solanum pennellii is the source of this 1412-nucleotide messenger RNA. RefSeq names its product pelargonidin 3-O-(6-caffeoylglucoside) 5-O-(6-O-malonylglucoside) 4'''-malonyltransferase-like. Lineage: Eukaryota; Viridiplantae; Streptophyta; Magnoliopsida; Solanales; Solanaceae. The record is from RefSeq and is a predicted model, not a curated record. The coding region runs from base 7 to 1323 and encodes 438 amino acids. The transcript has a single exon.
GCAAAAAUGGAAAUUAAAAUCUUAUGCACAAAACUCAUUAAGCCAUUUUUACCUACUCCUCCUCACCUUCAACAUUACAAUCUCUCUUUCUUCGACCAAAUAUCUGAAAAAGAACAUGUUUCUAUGGUUUUUUUCUUUCAUAAUUAUAACAAUAUCGACAUGGAUGAACGACUAGAGCAAUCCCUUUCAAAGAUAUUAACUCAUGUUUAUCCCGCAGGAGGAAGGUACAAUGAGAAAGAUAAAUAUUGUUCUAUUCUUUGUGUUGAUCAAGGUGUUUUCUAUACCAAAGCCAAGACCAAUGGUACGCUUGAUAAUUUCUUAAAUAAAGCGCGCAAUGACUUAGGUCAUGCGGGUUUAUUUAGUCCACAUGUAAAUAAGAAUAUCGAUGAAACUAAUUUCAUGGUUUCACCAAUUGUUACUAUACAAGUAACUAAGUUUGAAUGUGCUGGAGUCGCUAUAUCAAUCAGUACUUCACAUCCUGCAAUGGAUGGUUUCUCAGAUUUUCAAUUUAUUUCUGAGUGGGCAAAAGUGUGUAGAAUAGGGACUCCCAUCGACAAGAUUAAUUUUUUAAGCUUUAAUAUGGGUGAUAUUUUUCCAACAAGAGAUAUAACAGGAAUUUUCAAGUCAACCCCCAUUCCAAUUAUACAACAAGACAUUGUUGUUAAGAGAAUUGUCAUCCAUGAGGAUGUUAUGUCAAGGCUAAGAAAAAAAUGCACUUUCACUUUUCAACCUUCGAGGGUUGAGAUUAUUACAGCAAUUUUAUGGAGGGCUUUUAUCCGCGCUACAGCAAUUAUAAACGGGUAUUUAAGGCCUUCUUUACUAGAUUUUCCAAUGAAUAUGCGCUCCAAAAUAACAUUUUUACCUCAAGUGAAAAACUCCUAUGGGAAUUUUAUGAUUGGAGUUCCGGUUAAAUUUAUACCAGGAGAGACCGAAAUGGAAUUGCAUCAUUUCAUAAUAUUAAUCAGGAAUGCGGUGAAUAAGAUUGUUGCUUCAUGUAAAAAAGCUAAUUCACCAGAUGAAAUAGUGUCAACGUUGGUUGAUUCAUAUAAUGAAAGUUUUCGAUCACCAGAAUGGGGAGGUAACGAUGAAGUUGACAAAGUUAUGUGUACAAGUAUAUGUAAGUUUCCUGUGCACGAUUCUGAUUUUGGUUUGGGAAAACCAAACUUAAUAUUUUUUGGUAUGAAAGAUACACAAAUGUUUUGGUUGUAUGAUAUUGGACCUGAAAUUGUUGUGCAAGUGGACUUGAAGGAAAGAUGCAUGCAGUUAUUUGAUCGUGAUGAUGAUAUCAAAGAUCUUAUCUUUAUACGUGAUGCAAAAUUAUAAUUUUCAUUAUUUCGUUAUUUGUUCUGUUUGUACUUUAUAUUAAUAAGGAAUCGUUCAGACAUUCAAUAAUAAAAUCGUGAUUUGAAAUA